AGAGUGGAAGAGAUGGAGACGACAACUUUUACAAGUGAAAGAAGCAGUGAAGUAGGAGAUGCAGGAGAGGGGAAUAUGCAGCAGCAGGUGCAGGCAGUGGCGGAGGUGGAGAAGAAACAGAUGAAGGUGAUGGUGGCAAUUGAAGAGUGCGAAGAGAGCUUCAAUGCUCUCAAGUGGGCUCUCGAAAACCUAUUUUUCUUCUUGUCUUCUUCUUCUGCAGGUGUGGCAGCCGAGACUGAGCUAACCCAGAAUCAAGAACAUGGCAUUGUUAUCCUCCUCCACGUUCAGCAGCCUUUCCAGAACUAUAUUGUUCCCGUUGGUCCAAUUAUUCAUGCAACACCUUCUAUGUUGAUGUCAGUAAGGAAAGCCCAAGAACAAAACUCUGCAGUACUAAUGGCCCGUGCAUUGAAAUUAUGCAAGGAGAGGCAGGUAAGAGCCGAAGCUAUGAUUCUAGAUGGAGAACCCAAGGAAAUGAUUUGUGAGGCUGCUGAGCAGAUUCAACCUACUAUCCUAGUGGUUGGUAGCCGUGGCCUUGGCAAGAUUAAGAGGGCAUUUUUGGGAAGUGUUAGUGACUACUGUGCACAUCAUGCUAAUUGCCCGAUUCUCAUUGUGAAGCCGCCAAAGUGAAGAAUCUAUUAACAGUAGGGUUGAGUUUGUGGCGUUUACAUUGAAGGGGAGAAGUAGUCUUUCCUAUUAAUAAUGAUGACUGGA
Telopea speciosissima is the source of this 711-nucleotide messenger RNA. RefSeq names its product universal stress protein A-like protein. Lineage: Eukaryota; Viridiplantae; Streptophyta; Magnoliopsida; Proteales; Proteaceae. The coding region runs from base 13 to 627 and encodes 204 amino acids. The record is from RefSeq and is a predicted model, not a curated record. The transcript has 4 exons.